Messenger RNA from Aureobasidium subglaciale EXF-2481, 1924 nucleotides. RefSeq lists its product as uncharacterized. The record is from RefSeq and is a predicted model, not a curated record. Gene Ontology annotation, cellular component: membrane. The transcript is spliced from 2 exons. Gene Ontology annotation, molecular function: amino acid transmembrane transporter activity. NCBI's taxonomy places the organism in Eukaryota, Fungi, Ascomycota, Dothideomycetes, Dothideales, Saccotheciaceae. Gene Ontology annotation, biological process: amino acid transmembrane transport. Bases 263 to 1924 code for a protein of 553 amino acids.
ACGUGAAACCUGGUCUAGGCGGCGAAUUCGAGAUGAUGUUUGGCAGAGACCGAGCUCGCAACCCACAAAAUUCUGGGGCGAAACGUUGAAUUUUACGUAUCAGAAAUCUCUGACAGCGUCACAGGCAAAUUUUACGGCCCGAACUAGGCCAGUCAUACUCACAGGUGAUUUCGUCGCUUUUCACUUGCCUUCUCUGUCUGUUUCAUCUCAUACUGUCCUGCAAGCUCGCGAACUCAAUUGACCGAUUGCCGAUAUAUACAUCAUGGCGGACAACGGUAUACAGAAUGCUGGAGCACGACUCGAAAAAGAAGCCGACGUCAACGAGAAACAUGCAUGGCAAUCAGAUGCGAGCUCAGGCUCAUUGGAUCAUGCCAUUGAACGAGGAACCACACACCAGCUUUCUAGACAGCUCAAGUCUAGACAUUUACAGAUGAUUGCUAUUGACCCAGGUGGUACCAUUGGCACUGGGCUUUUCAUCGGUUCAGGAACAGCACUCGCCAACGCAGGUCCGGCCGGAGCUCUCAUUGCAUACGCUUUCGUGGGAACACUAGUUUACAGUGUUAUGGUGUCCCUCGGUGAGAUGUGCGCAUUCCUUCCUGUUACUGGAGCAUUCACCGCAUACGCCAGUCGUUUCGUCGACCCUUCGCUCGGUUUCUCAAUGGGUUGGGUAUAUUGGUGGGCUUGGGCUUCCUGCUACGCUCUCGAACUCACCGCGAGUGGUAUCAUCAUCCAAUACUGGCGACCUGAUCUGAGUCAAGCUAUCUUCAUCGGAUGCUUCUGGAUUGUUAUCACGGCCCUCAACUUCUUGCCAGUCAAAUUCUACGGAGAAAUCGAGUUCUACUUCGCUCUUAUCAAGGUCAUUACCGUCCUCGGCUUCAUGAUCUUCGCCAUCUGUAUCGAUGCUGGAGCUGGUCAACACGGAUAUCUUGGCUUCGAGACAUGGAGAAACCCUGGUGCUUUUGCACCAUACCUCGUCGAUGGAGGCAGAAGUACUGCUCUUGCCAAAUUCGUUGGCUUCUGGUCAGUCUUGAUCCAAGCCGGCUUUUCGUACUCAGGUACCGAGUUGGUCGCCGUCGCUGCAGGCGAGACAUACAACCCUCGCAAGACAAUCCCCUCGGCUAUCCGCAAAACCUUCUUCCGCAUCAUUUUCUUCUUCGUGUUUACGAUCUUCUUCAUCGGUCUCUUGGUCCCCUACGACAAUGAACAACUUCGCGCUGGUGGUGAUGAUGCGACUGCCUCGCCUCUCGUUAUCGCAGCCAAGCUUGCUGGUAUCAAGACGCUUCCUGGCAUCAUUAACGCAGUCUUGCUCUGCACUGUUCUGAGUGCUGCCAACUCAAACGUCUACUCAGCUUCCAGAAUUUUGGUCGGUCUUGCAGGUGAAGGCUUCGCCCCAAAGUUCUUUAUGAACACUAUUGGUGAGGUGCCUAUGUACGCUGUCGGGUUCACAUCUCUAUUCGGUCUUCUUGGUUUCAUGAACGUCUCAUCGGGCGGAAGUGUCGCAUUCAACUGGCUCAUCAACAUCAGUGGUGUUGCAGGCUUCAUCGCUUGGGCAUGUAUCUUGGUCUCUCACCUGGCUUUCAUGAGAAUCCUGAACGCCAAGGGCAUUUCCAGAGAUACUCUGCCGUACAAAGCUAUGCUUCAGCCCUGGUUCACCUACUACGGACUCUUCUUCUGGAUCUUGAUUAUUAUCACUCAAGGAUUUACCGCUUUCAUUCCUUGGGAUACAUCGAGCUUUUUCAUCGCCUACAUCAGUUUGAUCCUGUUCGUUGUGCUGUACAUCGGCCACAAGGCAAUCGUCAGACCAAGCUUCGUCAAGCCUGCUGAGGCAGAUAUCGAUUCGGGCAGAAAGGAGAUUGACGAGCAAAUCUUUGAAGAGCCAGUACCGACAACCUUCUUUGGCAAGUUCUGGGCAUGGCUCUCAUGA